AUGGAGACCUAUGAUUGUAUUGUCGUCGGAAGCGGGCAUGCAGGCUCCUGUGCUGCCUUGUCUGCAGCUCAAUCCGGAUGCAAGCGCGUUCUCAUUGUUGAAAAGGCGCCUCGGGAAUGGACUGGAGGGAACGGCUUCUUUACUGCCGGUGGUCAUCGAACAACGCAUGAAGGAGUGAAGGAUUUGCUCCCAAUUGUCCAGAAUGUAUCAGCCGAACAAGCAUAUUUGAUAGACAUGGAUCCCUAUCGUGCUGAAGACUUUACACGGGACAUAAUGCGACUAUCUGGAGAAAGGUCUGACAAGGCUCUGGUAGAAGAACUUGUAAAGAAUUCUCGUGACACUGUUGAAUGGCUAGCACGAAGUAUCGGUGUGCGUUUUAUCCUUGCGUUCAACCGGCAAGCAUAUCAGGUCGGCGGUAGGCAGAAAUUUUGGGGUGGACUCGUAUUGAGCGUGGUGGACGGAGGAAAAGGACUCAUUGCUGACGAUCAUGCCGCGCUGCAAAGGGCAGGAAUAGAAAUCAAGUACGACACUUGUGCUACUGCGCUACUCAAAGAUGGAGACUCCAUCUGCGGGUUAGUCGCUACGUGCAAGGGUGCGGAUAUCACUUUCCACUCCUCAUCUGUCGUUCUUGCGUGUGGAGGAUUCGAAGCGAACCGCACCCUGCGAUCGAAACACCUCGGAGACGAGUGGUCCCGCGCUCGCGUACGUGGGACCCCCUUCAACACCGGAGACGGACUUACAUUAGCAUCCGCUGUCGGAGCAAAACUCACGGGAGACUUUAGCGGCGGAGGGUGCCAUAGCACAUGCUGGGACGCAAACGCCGAUCCAGACGCUGGCAACCGCGUCCUGAGCAAUCAAUACACAAAGUCUGGUUACCCGCUUGGCCUAAUGAUCAACGCUGCUGGGCGCCGGUUCGUUGACGAGGGUGCGGAUUAUCGUAACUAUACAUACGCAGCAUACGGGCGCGCUAUUCUUGCGCAGCCGGGUGGCAUUGCGUUUCAGGUGUAUGACAACCAGGUCAUAAAGUGGCUGCGAGAAGAAGAAUAUGCCGAUGAUGUCGUGAAGAAAGUAUAUGCGGACAGUAUUGACGAUCUCGCGGAUAAGCUAGUCGCGGAAGGUUUGGAGGGGCCAACUACAUUCGUCAGCACGAUUGAGAAGUAUAACGAAGCGGUCCACACUCACCGAGGGCUCCAUUCCGAUCUCGUCUGGGAUCCCUCUGUAAAAGAUGGUCUUUCAACAGGAGUACAGAGCACCGUUGAUCCACCAAAGAGCAACUGGGCUCUUCCUUUAACAAGGCCGCCUUUCCUCGCCGUGAAGAUCGCGUGUGGAAUCACUUUUACCUUCGGCGGACUUGCAAUAGAUCCAGAAUCUGCUGGUGUAAUCUCCGAAGAUACAGGCAAGCCGAUUCCUGGGCUGUUUUGUGCAGGUGAACUCGUUGGUGGUCUAUUCUACGGAAACUAUCCGGGAGGAAGCGGACUUACUAGUGGAGCAGUAUUUGGGAAGAAGGCGGGUAAUGCGGCAGCUUACCAUUCACGCCAAAUGAACUAGUCGUUGCGUUGAGUGGCCGAUGGCCCGAUAGUACAGGAAACCCAUCAGAGUGACAGUCAAAUGUACAAUAAGUUACAGAAUUAAA
This is a messenger RNA of Fomitiporia mediterranea MF3/22, 1633 nucleotides long. Its product is annotated as FAD/NAD-binding domain-containing protein. The transcript has 2 exons. The record is from RefSeq and is a predicted model, not a curated record. NCBI's taxonomy places the organism in Eukaryota, Fungi, Basidiomycota, Agaricomycetes, Hymenochaetales, Hymenochaetaceae. The coding region runs from base 1 to 1548 and encodes 515 amino acids.